GAAGGCCGAGAGAUUCCGAGCGGGUGUUUGUGACAAAGGCACAGGUCUCCGGAGCCAGCAGGUGGAGGAGGCAGCCACCCCAACGUUAUGGAUUACAAGUCGGGCCUGAUCCAGGAUGGCAGCCCCAUGGAGAACCUGGAGAAGCAGCUGAUCUGUCCCAUCUGCCUGGAGAUGUUCACCAAGCCAGUGGUCAUCCUGCCGUGUCAGCACAACCUGUGUCGCAAGUGUGCCAACGACAUCUUCCAGGCCGCAAAUCCUUACUGGACCAACCGGAGCGGCACGGUGUCCAUGUCCGGCGGCCGUUUCCGCUGCCCGUCCUGCCGCCACGAGGUGGUCAUGGACAGGCACGGCGUGUACGGGCUGCAGAGGAACCUGCUGGUGGAGAACAUCAUUGAUAUCUACAAGCAGGAGUGCUCCAGUCGGCCCCUGCAGAAGGGCAGUCACCCCAUGUGCAAGGAGCACGAAGACGAGAAAAUCAACAUCUACUGCCUCACGUGUGAGACGCCCACGUGCUCCAUGUGCAAGGUGUUUGGAGCCCACCAGGCCUGCGAGGUGGCCCCGCUGCAGAGCGUCUUCCAGGGCCAAAAGACGGAGCUGAGUAACUGCAUCUCCAUGCUGGUGGCGGGGAACGACCGUGUGCAGACCAUCAUCACCCAGCUGGAGGACUCCUGUCGAGUGACCAAGGAGAACAGCCACCGGGUGAAAGAGGAGCUGAGCCGCAAGUUCGAUGUCCUGUACGCCGUCCUGGACGAGAAGAAGAGCGAGCUGCUGCAGCGCAUCACGCAGGAGCAGGAGGGGAAACUCAGCUUCCUGGAGGCCCUCAUCCUGCAGUACCGGGAGCAGCUCGACAAGUCCACCAAGCUGGUGGAGACGGCCAUCCAGUCCCUGGAUGAGCCUGGCGGGGCCACCUUCCUCAUGAGUGCCAAGCAGCUCAUCAAAAGCAUUGUGGAAGCUUCCAAGGGUUGCCAGCUGGGGAAGACAGAGCAGGGCUUUGAAAACAUGGACUACUUCACCUUGGACUUGGAGCACAUAGCAGACGCCCUGAGGGCCAUCGACUUUGGGACAGAUGAGGAGGAAGACGAGUUCCUGGAGGAAGAAGACGAUCAGGACGAAGAGCAGUCCUCAGCAGGGAAGGAGGAAGGACACCAGUAAGGAGCUGGAGGAGGAGAGACGCUCGAGAUGCAGCCUGGGG
Messenger RNA from Lepus europaeus (European hare), 1192 nucleotides. It is a transcript of the gene TRIM63, whose product is annotated as tripartite motif containing 63. The record is from RefSeq and is a predicted model, not a curated record. Gene Ontology annotation, molecular function: zinc ion binding. Bases 88 to 1152 code for a protein of 354 amino acids. The transcript has 9 exons. Lineage: Eukaryota; Metazoa; Chordata; Mammalia; Lagomorpha; Leporidae.